AUGUCUCUUGAUCCAUCUGCUAUUCAACUCAUCAUAUCGAGACACAAGCAAGACCUUCAGUCUUACGCUAGCUCUGCUGAUCCUUAUGUACAAAGCAUAUCUCUUCGAAGAGUCCAAACAGAUUUACCUCAUUUGCUACGAGCUUUGAACGGUCACAAGAAUAGUAAGGACUACGAAUACACACACGCUAAACUCAAUGAGCUCUCGGCAUUGAUCGAUGAGAUUCUGUUCAAAAACCAGAAAGCAUUGGAAGCAGACUUGGCCAGAAAGCGGUACGAAUACCCUCCACAAACAGACCCUAUAGGUCAGUCCUCUUCAGAAUUAGUGGAAAAGGACGACCCAAGAAACGAUUUGACGUCCCUCCGAAAGCGCCUUCUUGCAGAUGGAACGUCUACAUCUUUGAUUGACGACAAAAGGGCAGAGCAAGGCAACGAGUAUCAUGAAACUAUGCAAGAGAAUAUCUUGAAGGAUCUCACGAGUCUCGCAACUGAUCUCAAAAGCGCAGCAUUAUCCUUAUCCUCGAAAAUAACAGAAGACACCAAAGUUGUUGAUGAGACCGGUGAACGUAUGUUGAAGAAUCUGUCUUUGAUGCAGACAGUAGGUACGAAUCUCAAUGGCUAUCUUGUUGGCAAAAGUGGCGGCAAGAUCAGUCUAUUUUUUCUUCUAAAAACGUCGCUUUUAGUUCUCUUUGUUUUUGUCAUUGCUCUCGUUCUCAUCAAUUUCCUACCAAAAAUGUGA
Candidozyma auris is the source of this 738-nucleotide messenger RNA. RefSeq names its product SNAP receptor. The record is from RefSeq and is a predicted model, not a curated record. Gene Ontology annotation, molecular function: SNAP receptor activity. Gene Ontology annotation, cellular component: endoplasmic reticulum; SNARE complex. NCBI's taxonomy places the organism in Eukaryota, Fungi, Ascomycota, Pichiomycetes, Serinales, Metschnikowiaceae. Gene Ontology annotation, biological process: retrograde vesicle-mediated transport, Golgi to endoplasmic reticulum. The transcript has a single exon. Bases 1 to 738 code for a protein of 245 amino acids.